AUGGAAGGGCGUAAGAGAAGAAGACGUGGGGACAGUAAGUGUUUAAAAGUUUUUCUUCUGUAGAACCAUUGUUUUCAGACUUUUCAACAUUUUUUCGUCUAUCGGGAGAAAAAACUGAGUCCGACGAUUCUUCUGAAUCCGAAGGUGGCCAUGAGGAAAUUCUAGGCAUUGAUGUGAACUGCCGAACGGAUUCUUCGAUUUUAUCAAGCUCGGACGGCGAAAACACCGAUGAGUUUCCAGGUUUGAAUAUGAACUCGCAUGAAUAAAUCCAUUGUGUUCCUUGCAGAAACCGUUGAGCGCACUAUUUCGGACCAAAUGGAUAUUUCGUGGAAUGAGAAGACACCGAUUUCUGGUGAGCCAUAAUCAUUCCACUGUACACAAUACACAGUUACUUUGCAGUAAUGCUAUCCUCCUGCUUGGAAAACGGCUUGUUUAACGUGGAGAAGGCAGGCCGAAUAGUUCAUGAAGCGUACCGAACGAGAACUCCAAAAGUUAAAGAGGAAAUCGAGUCAUUUCUCGCGAAGAAUGCGUACAAGUUCACUGGUCCAAUGAUUAUCGGCGAGCCCGAUUUGAUGAACCCCGAUUGGCAACAGAUUAUGAUCUGUGGACAACAACUACUGGUUACUAACCCAUCUAAACCAAAUAAAAUAACAAUUUCAGCACCAUUUGAUCUGUGCGCAACAGCAGAAGGUGAUCAACCUCUCAGCGAAGAACUGUGAAGAGUUCAGAGACGUAGGUGGCGCUGUCUACAAUGUUACCGGGAUUUUCCAUUACCCACGAGAGCCACCAUUCUCCGUGAGCUGGAUCCGUAUUUAUACGAAUGCAGAACUUCGUUUUUAGGGCGAGCAAAUCAGCCUCCUCGGAAUUACCCCAUCAAAUCAGUCUGCUCAUAUUCGUCUCAAGUCGAUGUUAUUCCACGUGCUUUCAAGAGUAUGUCACACUUUAAGUGUUAUCAAAUAUCAAAUUGAAACUAUUUUUAGAGUUGCACUCAGCAGUGCGACAUUCAGUCUGUCACAUGGAUUCUGCCGAAUGAGAAAAACUCGAAGGGGCCUAACCGACGCGACUUCCCGGAUGACUUGUAUGUCACGCUUAGGGGUUAGUUAUCUUCCGAUUCUCAGAAGUUUAUCGAUUUCACCACGUUUCUUUUAAGACCUCUUCUUACAAUUUUUCGGACUCGACUACAGGGAGUUGGAUGCUCCUUACCGAGACGAAUUCAGCACACUGAAAUGCCUACAGUCAUACGAAGACGACAACAGCAAGAAAAAAUAUUUCGAAUUUCUUGCUCAUACACGAUACAGUUACCUCACAACCACUUUCAGAACUGCUCUCAAACAGGCUUUGUGAGUCAAUCUUUCUAUUUCAUUCUGAAAAUAAGAUUUCUUUUCAGAAUUGAACUACGCCACGGCACAUUUCUGCCACCUGUCAUUGGUCAAAUGUACGGUCGAUUCGUAUACCGCAAGGUAAUAUUACUGUUUUCUAACACUGUUAUCUUUUCUCCUUUUGCAGCGUCACACGACGACUACGUCAACAUCUUUUUCGCAUCAGUUGAUGCCGUAUCAAUUGACGGCUCAAGGAACGGAGGAAACCGAGAGACAAGAGGUUCACGACACCAAUGUCGCCGUUCUCACUGAAGCUCCAACGAGUGUCGACGAUUUGAACCAACUCGGCGAGACGAUCAUUUCAAAAGAAGCCUCUUUGCCGAAGAAAAAUACUGGAAAGAAUUCCGGACGCCGCCGUCACAACUCGCAAAAGGACAGGGAGGAGGAAGAGACCGACGGGCAAGCUGCUCCAGCGAAAAGAGCAAAUAUUCGCCGAACUCGUCGAAACAUUUGA
This is a messenger RNA of Caenorhabditis sp. 36 PRJEB53466, 1833 nucleotides long. NCBI's taxonomy places the organism in Eukaryota, Metazoa, Nematoda, Chromadorea, Rhabditida, Rhabditidae. The record is from the annotation of a GenBank genome assembly.